This is a messenger RNA of Lethenteron reissneri (Far Eastern brook lamprey), 1872 nucleotides long. It is a transcript of the gene HPD, whose product is annotated as 4-hydroxyphenylpyruvate dioxygenase. Gene Ontology annotation, biological process: L-tyrosine catabolic process. Gene Ontology annotation, cellular component: Golgi membrane; endoplasmic reticulum membrane. Lineage: Eukaryota; Metazoa; Chordata; Hyperoartia; Petromyzontiformes; Petromyzontidae. Gene Ontology annotation, molecular function: 4-hydroxyphenylpyruvate dioxygenase activity. The record is from RefSeq and is a predicted model, not a curated record.
UUAUAACCCGCGACUCGCCCCCGACAGAGCCGACUCGACUCGACUGGACCCGCGGCUCGGCUCUCACCUGCGACCCCGCCAGCAGCGACAUGACCACCUACACGGACAAAGGCGAGAAGCACGCGCGUGGGAAAUACCUGAACUUUGACCACGUGACGCUAUGGGUGGGAAACGCCAAGCAGGCGGCCACGUUCUACUGCACGCGCCUGGGCUGCGAGGCGCUGGCUUACCGCGGCCUGGAGACGGGAAGCCGCGAGGUCGUGACGCACGUGGUGCGGCAAGACAAGAUCAUCUUCGUCUUCCAGUCGGCGCUCAACCCUGGCAAUAAGGAGAUGGGCGCGUUCGCGGAGAAGCACGGCGACGCGGUGAAGGACGUGGCCUUCACGGUGGAGGACUGCGACGCCCUGGUGCAGGUAGCGCGGGAGCGCGGCGCCCACAUCGUGAAGGAGCCGUGGGUGGAGGAGGACGAGUUCGGCACGGUGAAGUUCGCCGUGCUGCAGACGUACGGGGACACGACGCACACCCUGGUGGAGAGGAGCGCCUACAAGGGGCUCUUCCUCCCGGGGUUCCAAGCUCCCCUCAUCCGGGACCCCAUGCUGCCCACACUGCCUCUGUGUCACCUGCACUUCAUCGACCACAUCGUGGGGAACAUGCCCGAGGAUAACAUGGAGUCCGUGGUCGAGUGGUACCACCGGAACCUCCUGUUCCACCGGUUCUGGUCGGUGGACGACAAGCAGGUGCACACGGAGUACAGCUCGCUGCGCUCCAUCGUCGUCUCCAACUACGAGGAGACCAUCAAGAUGCCGAUCAACGAGCCUGCCGUCUCCAAGCGCAAGUCCCAGAUCCAGGAGUACGUCGACUACAACGGUGGCGCCGGCGUGCAGCACAUCGCCCUCAACAGCUCCGACAUCAUCACGUCGAUCGUCAACCUGAAGAAGCGUGGCAUGGAGUUCAUGUCGGUGCCAGACACGUACUACGAUCUGCUGUGUGAGAAGCUCGCUUGCGCCAAGAUCAAGGUUGUCGAGGACCUCGACAAGCUGCGGGAACUGAAAAUCCUCGUGGAUUUCGACGACAAGGGAUACCUGCUGCAAAUCUUCAGCAAGCCCAUGCAGGACCGCCCAACGCUCUUCCUGGAGGUCAUUCAGCGCCACAACCACCAGGGUUUCGGAGUUGGGAAUUUCAAGUCGCUGUUCGAAGCGAUCGAAGCCGACCAGAACGCACGCGGAAACCUCACCAUCACCACGGCUGACGGCGGCUGCGACCGAUUGAACUGAUCCCGACGCGUCUCCGCACAUCCCGUGCAACCGUGCCACGGCGAGCCACGCCAAACCACGCCGAACCACAUUGAACCAUAUCGAACCAGGGUGAGCCACAUUGAACCACACCCGAACCAGGGCAAGCCACCACCCCAAACCAGGGCGAGCCACGCCAAACUGCGUUGGGCCACGCUGGAUCCACUCCAAGCCAUGCCGGAAAGCGGCGAGGCCACGUUCCGUAGCGCACACCGCACCGCCGCGAUCCCCAUCGCCGCCCGGCGCGUGGCCCGGUGCCACGAUGCCGCUCAGGGCUUCGUUUCAGCCGGCUCUGUCCGGGUCGGCGACCCAUAAACAUAUUUCCGCUCCGGGCAUUCCACCUCCAGUAUACCUUUUGCUGUGGCUACGGGUUCUGUGCCAACCUAAGGCUGGUUUCUUGGCGACCCAGAACAUAUCAGGUAAUGUUUCAUGGCGUUAAUUGAUGAUAAGGCAAUUUGAUUUAGCAUUUUUUUUAAUGAAAUUUUUUUAAACAAAAAAUAUCGCAUGCCAGUACGUGAUGGUGGAUAGUGAAAUUUAAGCAAUGGAAUUACCAAACGAAAAUAAAAUUUCUAAAAUUAAA